UGUUGUGGUCCGGCCCGCGUGGGUGGCGGGAGCUGCGCGGGGGCGGGGGCGGCGAGGGGCCGGGUCACGUGACGGGGUUUAAAUCUCCCGCAGCCGAGCCGCGGGGGCGCCAGUGCCGCGCGUCGAGCGGAGCAGAGGAGGCGAGGGCGGAGGGCCAGAGAGGCAGUUGGAAGAUGGCGGACGAGGCGGCGCUCGCCCUUCAGGCCGGCGGCUCCCCUUCCGCGGCGGCCGCCAUGGAGGCCGCGUCGCAGCCCGCCGCCGAGGAGCCGCUUCACAACCUGCUGUUCACUGAUGAAAUCAUCACUAAUGGCUUCCAUUCCUGUGAGAGUGAUGAGGACGAUAGAACUUCGCAUGCGAGCUCUAGUGACUGGACUCCACGACCGAGGAUAGGUCCGUAUACUUUUGUUCAGCAGCAUCUCAUGAUUGGUACUGAUCCUCGAACAAUUCUUAAAGAUUUACUGCCAGAAACAAUUCCUCCACCUGAUUUGGAUGAUAUGACACUGUGGCAGAUUGUUAUUAAUAUUCUUUCAGAACCACCAAAACGGAAAAAAAGAAAAGACGUUAAUACAAUUGAAGAUGCUGUGAAGUUACUACAAGAAUGCAAAAAGAUAAUAGUUUUAACUGGAGCUGGGGUUUCUGUUUCCUGUGGAAUACCUGACUUCAGAUCAAGAGAUGGUAUUUAUGCUCGUCUUGCCGUGGACUUCCCAGAUCUCCCAGAUCCUCAAGCCAUGUUUGAUAUUGAGUAUUUUAGAAAAGAUCCAAGACCAUUCUUCAAGUUUGCAAAGGAAAUAUAUCCUGGACAAUUCCAGCCAUCUCUGUGUCACAAAUUCAUAGCUUUGUCAGAUAAGGAAGGAAAACUACUUCGAAACUAUACUCAAAAUAUAGAUACCUUGGAGCAGGUUGCAGGAAUUCAAAGGAUCAUCCAGUGUCAUGGUUCUUUUGCAACAGCAUCUUGCCUGAUUUGUAAAUACAAAGUUGAUUGUGAAGCUGUUCGUGGAGACAUUUUUAAUCAGGUAGUUCCUCGGUGUCCCAGGUGCCCAGCCGAUGAGCCACUUGCUAUUAUGAAGCCAGAGAUUGUCUUCUUUGGUGAAAAUUUACCAGAACAGUUUCAUAGAGCCAUGAAGUAUGACAAAGAUGAAGUUGACCUCCUCAUUGUUAUUGGGUCUUCUCUGAAAGUAAGACCAGUAGCAUUAAUUCCAAGUUCCAUACCCCAUGAAGUGCCUCAAAUAUUAAUAAAUAGGGAACCUUUGCCUCAUCUGCAUUUUGAUGUAGAGCUUCUUGGAGACUGUGAUGUCAUAAUUAAUGAGUUGUGUCAUAGGUUAGGUGGUGAAUAUGCCAAACUUUGUUGUAACCCUGUAAAGCUUUCAGAAAUUACUGAAAAACCUCCACGAACACACAAGGAAUUGGUUCAUUUAUCAGAGUUGCCACCAACACCUCUUCAUAUUUCUGAAGCCUCAAGUUCACCUGAAAGAACUAUACCACAGGAUUCUCCUGUGAUUACUACACUUAUAGACCAAGCAACAAAGAACGAUUUAGAAGUAUCUGAAUCAAAAAGUUGUAUGGAAGAAAAGUCACAAGAAGUACAAGCUUGUAGGAAUGUUGAGAGCAUUAAUGUAGAAAACCUAGAUUUCAAGGCUGUUGGUUCCAGUACGGAAGAGAAAAAUGAAAGAAAUUCAGUUGCAGAAGCUGUGAGAAAGUGUUGGCCCAAUAGACUUGCAAAGGAGCAGAUUAGUAAGCGUCUUGAUGGUAAUCAGUACCUUUUUGUACCACCAAAUCGUUACAUAUUCCAUGGUGCGGAGGUGUACUCAGACUCUGAAGAUGAUGUCUUAUCCUCUAGUUCCUGUGGCAGUAACAGUGACAGUGGCACGUGCCAGAGCCCCAGUUUAGAAGAACCCAUGGAAGAUGAAAGUGAGAUUGAAGAGUUCUACAAUGGUUUGGAAGAUGAUCCUGAUAGACCUGACGGUGCUGAUGGAGGGGAUCAGGAGGGAGUUAAUGAAGCUGCAGCCAUGCGACAGGAAGUGGCAGGUGUGGACUAUCCAUCAGACAAAUCAUAACGUUAUCACAGCUGUCCAGGUACAGGAACUGCUCCACCAGCAUUGGGAACUUCAGCAUGUCAAAAUGAAUGUUUACUUGUGAACUUGAACAAGGAAAUCAGAAAGAUGUAAUAUUUAUAGACUGGAAAAUAGAUUGUCUUCUAAUUUU
This is a messenger RNA of Microtus ochrogaster (prairie vole), 2202 nucleotides long. It is a transcript of the gene Sirt1, whose product is annotated as sirtuin 1. The record is from RefSeq and is a predicted model, not a curated record. Gene Ontology annotation, molecular function: transcription corepressor activity; histone deacetylase activity, NAD-dependent; NAD+ binding. The coding region runs from base 174 to 2054 and encodes 626 amino acids. Gene Ontology annotation, biological process: negative regulation of DNA-templated transcription. Gene Ontology annotation, cellular component: nuclear inner membrane; rDNA heterochromatin; nucleus. The transcript is spliced from 9 exons. Lineage: Eukaryota; Metazoa; Chordata; Mammalia; Rodentia; Cricetidae.